AUGUCUCGAUCCCGCCAUGCAAAACCUUCCAAAUUGGUCAGAAAGGAAGAUUUAACCAAAAAGAAAAACAUCCAGCUGAAGAAGACAUCCAAGCCAGCCAACAAAAAUGUGACAUCUGUCAAGACUGUGAGCCUUGGAAAAGUAAAGCAAUUCCUUCAAGAAGGAGAUGUUAAGAAAAAAACAGAUCCUAAACCACCUAUGCCAGUCAGAAGCCUUCUGACAAGAGCUGGAGCAGCCCGAAUGAAUUUGGACAGGACAGAGGUUCUUUUUCAGAACCCGGAGUCCUUAACUUGCAAUGGCUUUACAAUGGCUCUCCGAAGCACCUCUCUUAGUAGGCGGCUUUCUCAACCCCCAGUGGUUACAUCUAAAUCCAAGAAAGUUCCACCUUCCAAGAGUUUAGAAAAGCAACAUGAGUCUGACUAUAAGGUAGUCAAUGAUACGGGAGGAAAGUGCUCAGAAAAUGAUUCGGUCCCCAUCCAAGAUCAAGAUCCCCUCAUCCUCCCUGAUAUAGAGAAUCUAAUCAGUGUACAACAUACAUCUUUAAUUGAAGGUGAGAGUCAAGAGACAACUCAGUCUUGGUCUCAAGGGAUAGAGGAUACCAAAUUCCAUGUACCCGUUCAUAGUAGCCCUGCAGCAGGGAUCCUUUCUGGGCCAUUGGAAGGGACACAUUGUGGUGAAGGACUAUUCUCUGAACAGAUAUCAAAUGGUAUCAGUGAUUCUCCUGGAAUGUUUGCUCAGGACACUGUAGGUGCUCCUUUAAUCCAAAGAUCAGCCCCCGAAGUUACCUCUGAAAGUACCAUUCAGUUAGAAGAUUUGGGUUCCCAAGUACAAUCUCUGAAGCUAACUGAUUCUUAUCUGGAACCCAUGAAGAGUGAACCUACUUGUUUCCCAUCUCCCAGUUUUAAUAAGAUUAUACCUGAAUUAGAUGUUAGAAAUUGCUUGUCUCUUGGUGGGUCUGUAUAUCCCAACACUCUAAUAAAACUCCUCUUGGCAGGCUCAGAACCAGAAACCCUUGGUGCUAAACCAGAUCAUCCAGGGGCCUUCAAAUCUACCCUAGAUCAAGAGGACGUUCCUGAUACCACCUCUGCCCUAAGACAGGCCUUCAGUGCUAUCCCUCAUCAAUGGGAAUUUCCUGGUGCUAACCCAGUUCAUGGUGAGGCUCUCCGUGAGACCCCAGACCCACCAGAGAUUCCUGGUGCUAUUUCGGUACAAGGAGAAGUCUUUGGUACUAUCCCAAACCAACAAGGAAUGCAUGGUGUGGUUGGGGAUGCUGCCCCAGACCUGCCUACUUUUCUUCCUAUUGUUCCGAACCCAACUGCUACUUGUAAUGCUCCCCUCAACCUCAAAUGGCCUGAGCCCCAGAGCGCUGUCCCAUAUGGGCUUGAGGUCCAGAGUGCUAUGCCAGUUUUGCCUCUGGGCUCAGGACACACUCCUCAAUUAUCAUCGAACUCCGAGUUAGGUUCCAUACCUCCAUGGACAACUGCAAGCAAUGUAGAAAAUGAGAAGCACGUUCCAAGAAGCCUUCUGCCAGCUCACACUCAGGGGUUCACUUCCACCCCUGUUUCACUGGGUGUGACCCCAGUCUCCCAAGCCAAUCCCAGCAUAUCAGAAGGAGGAAAUUCCCAGGUUAGCAUGACCAGCUUGGCUGAUGUUAACACCACAGGGACAUCUGUGCCAGUGUCAGUUGCCAAUACCACCUCUUCUCCCUCUACCACCUUGCUACCAACUUUGGAAAGAAAGAAACGAAAGCGAUGUGGGGUCUGUGAGCCCUGCCAGCAGAAGGACAACUGUGGCGAAUGUACUUACUGCAAGAAUAGAAAGAAUAGCCAUCAGAUCUGCAAGAAGAGGAAAUGUGAGGAGCUGAAAAAGAAGCCAUCUGUGGCUUUGGAGGUUAUAAAAGAAAACAAGAGGCCCCAGAGGGAAAAGAAGCCCAAAGUUUUAAAGGUAGAUUUUGACAACAAAUCAGUAAAUGGCCCGAAGUCAGAAUCCAUGGAAUUCAGCAGAUGUGGUUAUGGGGAAGAAAAGAGUUUGGAAUUGAAUACACAUCCCCUUGAAAAUGUAACUAAAAAUGAAGAAAGCAUGACAGGUAUCAAGGUGGAGAGGUGGACACAAAACAAGAAAAUACAUUUAACAGAUCAGGUCAAAGGAGAAAGUGUAACAGAGGCUGAAAAAUCAAAAAACUCUGAAGAUGAUAAGGAAGAAAUUAAACUUCCUAAGUUGUUUGUACCAACAAUAAGUAAUGGCAUUACAAAUGUACAGUGUUUACCAAGUGAAACAAAUGUGUCAUUUAACAAAUUUAAUAUUGAAGAAUUUGAUAAGUCAUUGGAAAACAAUCCAUGUAAAUUUUUGAAAGAUACUGCCAAUCAUAACAAUGCCAUGAGCUCUAUUCCUUCUAGUGCAAGUGGUGGUCAUCUCAAGGGGAAGAGUCAUAUGUUACCCUUCCCACAGCCUGGCUUUAACUGCAUAUUCGUUGAAAAUUCUGCAAACUUAAAUAGUCAUACUAAUGCAUACAAUGAAGGUGAUCAACCAAAACCUCCUGAGAACAUACCACGUAAAGAAACAAAAGAUGGGUCUCCAGUUACAUCAUGUAUUUUAUCCAUGAUGCAAGAUAGGAAUUUAACUAUAGAACAAUUGGUCGCCAUAGAGGCCCUCACACAACUGUCAGAAACCCCAUCAGAGAAUUCUUCACCAUCGAAGUCAGAGAAGGAUGAAGAAACAGAUCAGACAACAGCUUGUUUCCGUAAUAGUUACAAAGUUAUCCUCUAUUCUGUAACAAAAGACCUCAAUGACCCAAACUCACCAACCCUUCAUAACUGUCCACCUCUCCAAAAGGAAAGUUCAUGCAACACAGUAGUGUUCAAUGGCCAAAAUACCAUGUCCAAGUCACAGCACAGCUCAGCCACUAACCAAGCAUCUGCAGAACCACAUGAACAUUCAAAAGUAUCAAAUUCGGACUCCCUUUUUUCCCCAAAAUCAAAUUCAUCUAAUAUUGAUACCAAUAAAAGUGCAUUGGAAGGCAGAACUAGUGACUUGCCUCACUUGUCGCCAAGAAGUAAUAAAUUGGAGCAAUCUAACCAGUUAUUGGACAGUAAUAAAAGUUUAAAUUCAAAAGAUGAUCCAUCAAGUCAAGAUGUAUCCUACAGUCAAAUUGAAGAAGAUGUUGCAACACAAUUAACACAACUUGCAUCAAUCAUUAAUUUCAACUAUGUAAAACCAGAGGAAAAGAAUAUUGAAAGUACCCCAACCAGCAUUGUUCCGUAUAACGUGCAGCAAAAAAUGAGUCAGGAGAAGGGCACAAUUCAACAGAAACCACCACCAAGUGUGCAAAAUAAUCAAGCUCCAUCAUUACCAAAGCGAAAGAACACAACCCAGAAAAAGACAAAAUCUAUCCCAUCAAGAGAUCGUCGGAAAAAGAGGCCUCUGGCUAUAAACUGUCAAGAAAACGAGCAGAAGCAGCAGGAGCAGUUGUCCUAUGAGUAUAGUAAGUUACAUGAUAUUUGGGUAGCAUCCAAAUUUCAAAGAUUUGGUCAAUUUGGGUCACAUGAUUUUCCUAUUCUGCUGGGGAAAAUUCCUCAUUUUGGUAAAGUACUCAAACCACUGACUCAAGCCAGUUUAUCCCUACAACAGAAAAAAUUAUUUCCUCCACUCACUCAGAUAAAAUUUGAGAGAUACACUGAAUCAGUACAGCAAAAAAUGAUGAAGGUUGAACCAUUGGAUUCUCUCCCAUUACUUCCUAACAAAACAGAAUCUGAUGGGCAGCAGUUUACAGACAAAGCUUGUAAUUCUCAGGUACAGUCAACAGUGAAUGUCAAUCAGAAAGCUCAUCUUUUGCCCCUGGCCUCCUUUCCACCUAACCAGUGUGCUAAUGUGAUGGCUAUUGAUGACCAAACACAGUUUCAAGAAGAUAUUCAAGAGCAUCUUGUGCAUCAGAGACUGACAACAUUGCCUGGUGUCUGUUAUGAGACACCCUUACCAGACCCUGCACAUAUUCUCAGGAAUGUAAAUGCAGGAAGUUCAGGAGGAAUUAGAGUGGUUUCUAUCAAAACUGAAGAGACAGUCUGUUCAUCUAGUGUUGAAACAUUAGAUUUUUCAAUGGUAGAUGGUGUACAGACAAGUUUUAAUAAUGCCGUGAACUUUCUUAGUAACCCUGCAAAAAAGCUGGCGGCUGCAACAAAAGAAUCAGAAGCUCCGGCUUGCAACUGUCUUGAUCGAGGUAUACAAAAAGACAAAGGCCCAUAUUAUACACACCUUGGGGCAGGACCAAGUAUUGCUGCUGUCAGGGAAAUCAUGGAGAAUAGGUAUGGCCAUAAAGGAAAGGCAGUAAGGCUAGAACAAAUUGUAUACACAGGAAAAGAAGGAAAAAGCUCUCAUGGGUGUCCAAUUGCUAAGUGGGUUAUAAGAAGAAGCAGUGAGGAAGAAAAAGUUCUUUGUUUGGUCCGUGUGCGUACAGGCCACCACUGUGAAACUGCUGUGAUGGUGGUGUUCAUCAUGAUAUGGGACGCCUUAUGUCCUCCAAUUGCCGAUAGUUUGUAUCAGGAGAUUGUUGAGAGUCUACGGUCAUACAAUGGUCAUCCGACAGACCGAAGAUGUACCUUCAAUGAAAAUCGUAACUGUAUAUGUCAAGGAACUGACCCAAAGACUUGUGGAGCUUCAUACUCUUAUGGCUGUUCAUGGAGCAUGUAUUUCAAUGGAUGUAAAUUUGGUAGAAGCCCAAACCCCAGAAGGUUUAGAAUUGAUCCCAGCUGUCCCAGACAUGAACAAUUCUUUGAAGGUAUUUUACAGGGUUUGGCUACAGAAUUAGCUCCAUUGUAUAAGCAGAUGGUUCCUGAAGCUUACAAAAACCAGGUGGAAUAUGAACAUGUUGCCCAAGAAUGUCGACUUGGUUAUAAGGAAGGUCGUCCUUUCUCUGGGGUCACUGCUUGCCUAGAUUUCUGUGCCCAUUCCCACAGAGACAUACACAACAUGAAUAAUGGAAGCACAGUAGUAUGUACUUUAACCCGAGAAGAUAACCGCACCCUGGGUGUUAUUCCUGAGGAUGAGCAGCUCCAUGUCCUGCCUUUGUAUAAACUUGCCGACACUGAUGAGUUUGGGUCCAGAGAAGGGAUGGAAGCCAAGGUCAAAUCUGGAGCCAUUCAGUUCCUUCAACCAACUUGCAAAAAAAGAACACGUUUUACUCAGCCUGUUCCUCGAUCUGGGAAGAAGAGGGCAGCAAUGAUGACCGAAGUUCUUGAGCGCAAGAUUAGGGUAGUGGAGAAGAAACAAAUGCCUCGAGUCAAGCGGAAGAAUAACUCUGCCCUGGCAAAGAACAGUAAAACUUCAUUGGUGCCGCUCCCAGGGAAUAAUAGUGAGACAGUGCAACCUGGAAUAAAAGGUGAAACUAAACAUCAUUUUAUCUUCAAAGGUUCAGAGAACACUAAAUGCUAUUCAUCGACCCCAUCCAUUCCUCCAACAGUGAAUGAGGCAACCCUGUCUCCAGUAUUCUGUUACCCGAAGACUUCUUCCAUGCCAACAGCUCCAUUUAAUUUCAAUAAAGUAGCCUCCUCUGGGUUUUCAGAAAGAAGUAGCAUUCCCCACUGCACAAUGCCUUCUGGAAGACACAGUGGUGCUAAUGCAGCUGCUGGGGAAGGCACUGGAAUUGCACAGCCCAGCGACCUGGCUCCUCCUCCCUCCCUGCCUCCUCCCAUGACAGAUUCCCUUGCUUUUUCUGAGCCUCCCACUGGUCCAACUGAGCAGCUAACUACUAAUCAGCCAAAUCAGCAGCCCCCAUUCCUCAUUUCUCCUCAUGAGCCUGCUUCCUGUCUGGUGGAAGAAGAUGAGCAACAUUCUGAAGCAGAUGAGCCUGUAUCUGAUGACCCCCUAUCAGACGACCUUCUUUCACCUGCUGAGGAAAAAUUGCCCCAUAUCGAGGAAUAUUGGUCAGACAAUGAGCACAUCUUCUCGGAUCCCAAUAUUGGUGGGGUGGCAAUUGCGCCCACUCAUGGUUCUGUCAUGAUUGAGUGUGCCCGGCGAGAGCUUCAUGCUACCACUGCUGUGGCCCACCCAAACCGCAAUCAUCCUGCUCGCCUCUCCCUUGUAUUCUACCAGCACAAAAACCUGAAUAAGCCCCACCAUGGUUUUGAACUAAACAGGAUUAAGUUCGAGGCUAAAGUAGCUAAGAAUAAGAAAAUGAAGGCCUCAGAGCUGAAAGACCAGGCAGCUAACAAGGGUGCUGAAUUGUCCCCUGAAAUAAAUGAAUUGAACCAAAUUCCUUCUCAUAAAGCAUUAACAUUAACCCAUGACAAUGUUGUCACUGUGUCCCCUUAUGCUCUAACACAGGUUGCAGGGCCCUAUAACCGGUGGGUCUGAAGGCUUUCCUCCCCUUCUUAAUGCCUUUCCUCAUGCAGUGUAUUUUUUCAAGGUGCUGUUAAGAGAAAGUCAUGUUGUCGUUUACUCUAUCUUCAUCUCACCCAUUUCAAGUCUGAGGUAAAAAUUUUAAA
Molecule: messenger RNA, 6476 nt
Organism: Marmota flaviventris (yellow-bellied marmot)
Lineage: Eukaryota; Metazoa; Chordata; Mammalia; Rodentia; Sciuridae
Source: RefSeq, a predicted model, not a curated record